AUGGCCGAUCCGUCAACGAUUCCGACCUUCAAGCUCGUCCUCGUUGUCCCUACUUCAUUUUUCCUGAUCGAUGCAUUCGGUGACGGUGGAACUGGCAAAACCACCUUUGUCAAGCGCCACUUGACGGGUGAAUUUGAGAAGAAAUAUAUCGCUACACUUGGUGUCGAGGUGCACCCCCUCUCCUUCUCUACCAACUUCGGCACGAUUUGCUUCAAUGUUUGGGAUACGGCUGGACAAGAGAAGUUUGGUGGGCUUCGGGACGGGUACUAUAUUCAGGGCCAAUGCGGAAUCAUCAUGUUCGACGUUACAUCUCGGAUCACAUACAAGAACGUGCCCAACUGGCACCGUGAUCUCGAGCGUGUCUGUGAGAACAUUCCGAUUGUGCUUUGCGGUAACAAAGUUGACGUGAAGGAGCGGAAGGUCAAAACCGGUCAGGUUACCUUCCACCGAAAGAAGAACAUCCAAUACUUUGAAAUAUCUGCGAAAUCUAACUACAAUUUUGAGAAACCCUUCUUGUGGCUUGCGAGGAAGCUUGUUGGCAACCCUUCACUAGAGUUUGUCGCAGCGCCCGCUCUUGCACCCGCUGAGGUGCAGGUUGACGCGGCUCUUAUGGAGCAGUACCAGAAGGAGUUGGCUCAGGCUGAGGCUGUCCCCCUCCCGGAAGAAGACGACGACUUGUAA
Fibroporia radiculosa is the source of this 681-nucleotide messenger RNA. RefSeq lists its product as uncharacterized. NCBI's taxonomy places the organism in Eukaryota, Fungi, Basidiomycota, Agaricomycetes, Polyporales, Fibroporiaceae. The transcript has 8 exons. Gene Ontology annotation, biological process: ribosomal subunit export from nucleus; protein import into nucleus. The coding region runs from base 1 to 681 and encodes 226 amino acids. Gene Ontology annotation, molecular function: GTPase activity; GTP binding. The record is from RefSeq and is a predicted model, not a curated record. Gene Ontology annotation, cellular component: cytoplasm; nucleus.